Molecule: messenger RNA, 621 nt
Organism: Colletotrichum siamense
Lineage: Eukaryota; Fungi; Ascomycota; Sordariomycetes; Glomerellales; Glomerellaceae
Product: DnAJ-like protein
Exons: 2
Coding region: 1-621 (206 amino acids)
Source: RefSeq, a predicted model, not a curated record
AUGGAUUCCUCGCAGUGGCGGGAUUAUUACAGCGACUUGGGCGUCAGGCCCACUGCCACCUCGCAAGAGAUCAGACGAGCAUUUCUGGCUCUGGCUAGAACCACCCACCCAGACAAACGGGCACCCGGGGACCGCAGCGACUCUAGCAAGUUCCGAAAGGUUCGUGAGGUCUUCGAGUUCCUGAAAGACCCAGCAAAUCGCACCAGGUACGACACGACGUACCACGACUCGAAAAGAUCCUACGAGAGACAUCGCCAAUGGCAAAAAGCCGAGGCUCAACAUCAGGCCGAGGCCGAAGCUCGACAAGAGACCGAUGAAGAAAAUCAGCGAAGAGAGGAAGUGAGACAGCGCAAAGUAGAGAAACAACGACAGAGAGAGGAAGCACGCAAGCAAGCCCGGCGAGAAAGAAUCAAUAGGCGGAGGGCUGCGUGGAGACAGGCCAAUAAGGAGCAAAGAGAGGCCGAGCAGCGCGAGGCUCGAAGGCGCGCCCAGCAGACCUUGGAUGAUCUGCAAAGAAGACAGGAAAUGAGAGGAAAUACGCAACGACAGGAAGAACAAGCUCACCUCGACGCCAUCCGACGAGAGGCAGCACUGCUGGCUGGAGGCUGUUUUCAGAAGUAG